AUGAACCUUAUUACCACAAUAAUUGCUAUUGCCACUAGCCUUUCCGUUCUCCUGGCGUUUAUCUCCUUCUGGCUUCCCCAGAUAGCCCCUGACCAUGAAAAACUCUCUCCUUAUGAGUGCGGGUUCGAUCCACUUGGCACCGCCCGACUCCCCUUCUCCCUCCGCUUCUUCCUCGUUGCCAUCCUCUUCCUGCUCUUCGACCUAGAGAUUGCCCUCCUCCUCCCCUUGCCGUGAGGGGACCAACUACCCGCCCCCCUAAUAACAUUUAGCUGGGCAACCGCUGUUCUUACCCUCCUUAUUCUCGGACUAGCCUACGAGUGGCUUCAAGGAGGCCUUGAAUGAGCAGAGU
Molecule: messenger RNA, 349 nt
Organism: Dicentrarchus labrax (European seabass)
Lineage: Eukaryota; Metazoa; Chordata; Actinopteri; Moronidae
Source: the annotation of a RefSeq genome assembly